AUUACCCAUCUCAGCUGGAAACUCAUAGGCGCACUCACACUGGGGAGAGGCCGUUCCCAUGCUCUGUGUGUGGAAAGGGUUUCACGCUGUCUUCCGCCUUGCUGACACACCAGAGCGUGCACAGUGGGGAUAACAUGUUUGAGUGCUGCGUGUGCAGGAAGGGGUUCAUGCAUGCCUCGCACCUCUUCCAGCACCAGUACACCCACACUGACGAGAGACCGUUCCAUUGCCCUGACUGUGGCAAGAGAUUCAAGAACUCCGGCGAUGUGAAGGUGCACCGGCGGAUCCACGUGGGGGACAGGCCCUUUGGCUGCUCCCACUGCGGCCGAAGGUUCAGCCAGUCGUCCAACCUGCUGCGGCACCAGAGGGUCCACACUAAGGAGCGGCCCUUCACUUGCUCCGUCUGCAGCCGUGGCUUUGCCCAGUCCUCUAACCUGCUCACCCACCUGCGCGUCCACACCAGCGAGCGCCCCUUCACCUGCAUCGAGUGUGGCCGGGGCUUCACCCGCUCCUCUAACCUCGUCAGCCACCAGCGGGUCCACACCGACGAGCGGCCCUACAGGUGUGACAGCUGCAGCAAGAGCUUUAAGAGGCCAGAGGACCUGCUGAGGCACCAGCGGGUGCACACAGACGAGCGCCCCUUCCGCUGCCCACUCUGCACCAAGCGGUUCCGCCACUCCUCCACCCUGGUGAAGCACCAGCUGGUCCAUACUGGUGAACGCCCUUUCACCUGCUCCAGAUGUGGGAAGGGCUUCGCCUACUCCACCAGCCUACUGAGGCAUCAGCGGGUCCACAUGAGGGAGCGAGAAAGAGAUGAAGGGAGAAGACGCAAGUGCAGAGAUCCGGCAGACUGCCAGGCAGGGUGGACUCUGAGCGGGGGUCCGAAGGUCAGCGACGCUCAGAGGCGACCGAAGUUGGAAACAGAACUACUGAGAUUUCCACGUGCCAUUCAUGGUGCAGGGAGGCUGCAAAAGUGUUGUAUUUGUGGACAAGGAUUCGGCCAUUCUUCCAGACUGGAGAAACGCCAGGAGCGACUCUGCAACACGGAGAGACCCUACAAGUGCGGGGACUGUGGGAAGUGCUUCAAUUACCCAUCUCAGCUGGAAACUCAUAGGCGCACUCACACUGGGGAGAGGCCAUUCCCAUGCUCUGUGUGUGGAAAGGGUUUCACGCUGUCUUCCGCCUUGCUGACACACCAGAGCGUGCACAGUGGGGAUAACAUGUUUGAGUGCUGCGUGUGCAGGAAGGGGUUUCUGCACUCCUCGCACCUCUUCCGGCACCAGUACGCCCACACAGACGAGAGACCGUUCCAUUGCCCCGACUGUGGCAAGAGAUUCAAGAACUCAAACGAGCUGAAGGUGCACCGGCGGAUCCACGUGGGGGACAGGCCCUUUGGCUGCUCCCACUGCGGCCGAAGGUUCAGCCAGUCGUCCAACCUGCUGCGGCACCAGAGGGUCCACACUAAGGAGCGGCCCUUCACUUGCUCCGUCUGCAGCCGUGGCUUUGCCCAGUCCUCUAACCUGCUCACCCACCUGCGCGUCCACACCGGCGAGCGGCCCUUCGCCUGCGUCGAGUGUGGCCGGGGCUUCACUCGCUCCUCCCACCUCGUCAGCCACCAGCGGGUCCACACCGACGAGCGGCCCUACCGGUGUGACAGCUGCAGCAAGAGCUUUAAGAGGCCAGAGGACCUGCUGAGGCACCAGCGGGUGCACACAGACGAGCGCCCCUUCCGCUGCCCACUCUGCACCAAGCGGUUCCGCCACUCCUCCACCCUGGUGAAACACCGGCGAGUCCACACCGGUGAACGCCCUUUCACCUGCUCCAGAUGUGGGAAGGGCUUCGCCUACUCCUCCAACCUACUGAGGCAUCAGCGGGUCCACAUUUGACUCCAUCAGCCACCCUGUCAUCCCCUACCGCCAGUGUAGAACUGCCUGGCAGUGCCCGAGACCCAGAUUUGGUCACAGCCCUUGCAUGGAGUUCGCCCUGUGGCUGGAUUUGCAUUCCACCCACCACUCACCCCCAAUGUCCCACAGACGUGCUGGUGGACUGGUUAAUUGUCCAGUUCAAUCUGCCCUUGCCGUGUUGGUAAAUCUGGGUUAGAGGACAAUUUUAAAAAUAUAUAAUUAAUACAGCACUGGUGUGUAAAUGGGUGGUUGAUGGUGAGCACAGAGUCAGUGAGACAAAGGGCCGGUCUCCCUGCUGUUAAGAUCAGUGAUGGAUUCAGUAAAUGAACCCCUCAUGGGCUGCUGACAGAACACGCCCCUCCGCUGCCUGUUGAGGAGAACCUCGCUGGUCCAUUCAUACCCUCCGACUGAUAGACUUGUGGGGGUCUGGCGGGGGUUUCGUUGCUGGUAACGGACACUGUCAAUAGCCAAUACAGUCUGACCAUAAAAAUGUAAAUUGAAUCAAUCCUUUCUAAACAUCAGUCACUGCUUUGGUUUGGACCUCAUGGUGGUGCGUCAUUAACCGGUGUUGGAAUCAUGGGUCCUGAUCGUUCCUGGUUGAGGGUCUCGGCACAAAAUGCUGACUGCUUAUUUGGCUCUGUCGAAGCUGCCUGACCUGCUGAGGUCCUCCAGGAUUUUGUGUGUGUUGUUCUGGAGUUCCAGCAUCUGCAGAAUGUCUUGUGUUUAUGGAUUAAUGCUGAGAGGGAAAGAUUUAUACAGGACCCGAGGGACGACUUCUUCACGCAGAGGGUGAACGACAUUUAAAGGACAUUUGGAUAAGUAUACAUACUUUAUCCAAUUUUGGAUGUUCCUCCUGUAUUUUGUGUGUAUUGCUCUGGAUUUGCAGGAAUCUCAGGCCAUGCUCUAUCAGCUUAUGCAUUUUAAGGAGUUUCUUCAUUUUUUCGAAAAUAUAUUUAUUUUGCAUUUUUAAUCUCCUGUACAACAAAGUGUCUGGCCCAGGAGUCAAACUGGUGAACCUUCAAUGCACUCUAUGCACUGAGCACACAUCCUUUCUUGGGUCAGGAAAUCAGACACAGUAGGCAGGACUCCCGUACUCGUCCCAUUGCAGUAAAGAGCCAAAACCGUUUGCCUCCAGUAUUAACUUUGAAUUAGUCAUAUACAAGGGCAUCUGGUUUCUAAGCAGCAGCACGUUUCAAGAUCUUAGCAUUUAAAAUAUACUCUACUUUUCUCCUUUCCAGUCUUGAUGAAGAGUCUUAGCCCAAAAAUGUCAUGUUUAUUCCUCUCCAAAGCCACUAAUUGACCCGCUGAGUUCCUCCCUCAGUUUGUAAUUGUUAAAGCACCUUUCCCUCUUUCCUGCCAAAGACGAUUAGAUGAAACUUUUCUGCAUUGUGCACCACCUAUUAUUUCCAUGCUACAAGCCCAUAAAUCAUCUGCGUCCUCCUGUGUUCCACACUGCAGCUCCUAGCUUUAUAUCAUUGGAUAGAUAAUUGACCACAUCCGACCCCAAUCCAAAUGGUUAAAGUGGAUCGUGAACAGCUGGGUGUACAUCACCGAUUCCAAAGUGAAAAUUCCUUAUUUAUUCCUUCUCUGUUAUUGGCCAUUAACCCAUCCGAAAUGUUAAUGUUAACAAAUUUCACAUGACGUACUGGUGAUAAUAAACCUGAUUCAUAUAUUGGCAAAUCAAUGCAGAGGACAAAUGAGAAACUACAAACUACCUUCCCUCCAUUCUAAAACCAGCCUCAGGUGUUCAGGUGAAUACACCUUAAGAUGAGUGUGUUUAGCUAAGUGACCCAGUCAUAGAGCACUGCAACAUAUGAUUCUGCCCAUCUAGUCCCUGCCAAUCUAUUCUGCCGAGUCCCAUUAACCUACAACUGGACCAGGGGCCUCAUCCCUUUCCUAUCCCUUUAUUUCACCAAAUCUCCCUGACUUGAACCUGCAUCAGACACACACCCCCACUCCGUUCUGCUGGCAGCUCGAUCCACACUCUUACCACCCUCUAGAGUAAAGGAGAAUCCCCUCAGGUUCCCCUUAAAUAUUUCACCUUUCACUCUUAAACGAUAGUUCUGGACCCACCCAACUUCAGUAGAAAAAGCCUGGUUGUAUUUAUCCUAUUUAUACCCCUCUUAAUUUUGUAUGCCUCUAUCAAAUCUCCCCUCAAUCUAUGUUCUCGGGUAAAGUUCUAAUCUUCAACCUUUUCGUAUAAUUCGGAUCCUUAAGUCCUGGCACAUCCCUGUACAUUUAGCUCCACACUCUUUCAAUCUUACUGAUAUCUGUUCUGUAAUUAGGUGACUAGAACUGCACAGAAUACUCCUGAUUAGCCCUCACCAAUGUCUUGUACAACUUCAACAUGAAUGAUAUUCCCUUUAUUGUGAAACCAAUCUCGGUCAUUAAGGUGAAUGCACUCAUCUGAUGAUUGUGUUUAGCUUCUAAAGUACACUGGCAGGCUAAGUGACCCAGUGGUGGCUAAAACUGGGCCGUAUCAUUUACCAGACUCCAGAAAAAAGACACUCCUGACUGUCGUGGCAGGAGAUUAUAAUGUGAUUGAUGCCUGCAUGGAAAGAAAGUGAGAUGUCGGCAUUUUUAAGUGCAAGUGUAAAGAUGACUGACUGCAUUUGUAUAGAUCUUUGAGUCCGGGCAGUUCAGGUGUCCACCUUGGGGUACACUUAGUGAAGGAGGAGUGCAGUAAAGGUUCACUGGACCAGUUCCAAAGUUUGCUGUGGGAUGAGAAAUUGUGUAAACUAGGCUUGUAUUGCAAUGACGUACUUGCUUGCUGUGAGUCUAUGCUGCAAAAAGCAAGUCUUCCAGUCUAUCUGUGCAUACAUGUACUUGUAAAUAAACUCAACUUUGUCUUUGAA
Hypanus sabinus (Atlantic stingray) is the source of this 4759-nucleotide messenger RNA. Its product is annotated as zinc finger protein 271-like. Bases 135 to 1886 code for a protein of 583 amino acids. Gene Ontology annotation, molecular function: DNA-binding transcription factor activity; RNA polymerase II cis-regulatory region sequence-specific DNA binding. The transcript is spliced from 3 exons. NCBI's taxonomy places the organism in Eukaryota, Metazoa, Chordata, Chondrichthyes, Myliobatiformes, Dasyatidae. Gene Ontology annotation, biological process: regulation of transcription by RNA polymerase II. The record is from RefSeq and is a predicted model, not a curated record.